Trematosphaeria pertusa is the source of this 1563-nucleotide messenger RNA. RefSeq names its product general substrate transporter. Gene Ontology annotation, molecular function: carbohydrate:proton symporter activity. The transcript is spliced from 4 exons. The coding region runs from base 1 to 1563 and encodes 520 amino acids. Gene Ontology annotation, cellular component: membrane. The record is from RefSeq and is a predicted model, not a curated record. NCBI's taxonomy places the organism in Eukaryota, Fungi, Ascomycota, Dothideomycetes, Pleosporales, Trematosphaeriaceae. Gene Ontology annotation, biological process: transmembrane transport; carbohydrate transport.
AUGUCUCCCACCUCAUCCUCGACCGAAAAGACAGGCCUGAGCAAGUUUGUACGAUGCUUCAACUUUCGGUUGGCCUACUGUUGCUCGAUCAUCGCCCUGUCGCAGGUCAACUUCGGCCUGGACCAGGGCGUCUUCUCCAAUACGCAGGCGAUGAACGCCUUUGCGCGUAAAUUCGGUGUCUACAAUCUGGCAACGGAGGUAUACGCGCUUCAAUCGUACUAUUUGUCUCUCCUGAAUAGCCUGACCUACAUCGGCUUCGCUUUUGGUCUGGUCACUGGUAACAUCAUCAGCGGAAAGCUCGGUCGUCGCAACUGCUUCCUCGUCAUGUGUGGCUGGGCUCUUGUCGGCGCUGUCAUACUCGUCACUUCGCACAAUCGGUGGCAAAUGCUAGCCGGUCGAAUCAUCGCCUACGUCUACAUCGGCAUGGAGCUCGCGCUGGUUCCGGUCUUGCAGUCGGAACUAGUACCUCCCUCCGUGCGUGGCUUCGUCGUAGGCACGUAUCAAUCCAGCCUUCUGUUCGGCCAGCUUCUCGGUGCGGUCAUCUGCCGCGGUACUAGUACCGUCGAAGGCGAUAAUUCGUGGCGGAUUCCGCUCGGUCUUUUCUUCAUCAUACCUUCCAUCCUGCUUUGUGGCAUUUGGUACGUGCCGGAGUCGCCGCGUUGGCUACUCGCCAAAGGGAGAGAUGAAGAGGCUAUCAAAUCACUACGGCUGCUACGCGAGGGCAGGUACACGGAGGAGCAGAUCGAGGAGGAAUUUCGCGAGUUUAAGAGCACGUUGAAUAAGACGGUCGAGAACGGUCGUUUCACAGAACUCUUCCGGGGCUCAAACCUCAAGCGAACCCUUAUCGUCAUCGGCGUAAACGUCUUCCUCCAAGGCACGGGCCAGAACUUCAUCUCCGUAUACGGUACGAUCUUCAUUAAGAGCAUUGGAGUUAUCGACGCUUUCUCCAUGACUUCUAUCAACAUCAGCGUCAACAUUGUCUCAGUGCUGAUAACGCAGCUGUUGACGGAUUGCACGGGCCGGGUACCACUGAUGUUUGUCGGCGCAAUCAUCCAAAUGGGCGCACUCUUCACCAUGGGUGGUCUAGGAACCCCUGACAAACCCUCAUUGCCUAUGCGCCAAGGCAUUGUAGCCAUGACGACCAUAUUCGGCUUCGGUUUCCAACUCGGAUGGGCACCCCUCUCGCACGUUGUGGCGGCCGAGAUACCAACCCAGCACCUCCGCGACAAGACGUACGCGCUCGGCUCCUGCUUCAACAUCCUGCUCCAGUUCGCUGUCUCGUUCAGCAUCCCCUACCUCAUCAACGACGACUAUGCCGGGCUGGGAAGCAAGGUCGGAUUCAUCUUUGGAGUCACAGCCUUCUUCGCCGUCUGCUUCACUUGGUUCUGCAUUCCGGAGUGCAGUGGGAAGACGCUGGAGGAGAUUGAUGAGCUGUUCUUGGAGGGCGUGCCGAUUAAGAAGUUCGGCAAGACAAGGACUAGGUCUCAUGUGCAGAUGUAUGAGGAUGAAGAGGAAGAGCGGAUGAAGGGCAGUGUAACUAAGGUCGAGCGUGUCGCAGCUUGA